AUGAGUCUGCUGAAAAUCAAGACCAACUACUUCAUCGUGUCGCUGGCGUUCGCGGACCUGCUGGUGUCGGUGUUGGUGAUGCCGUUCGGAGCCAUCGAGCUGGUCCAUCAGCACUGGAUCUACGGAGAGACCUUCUGCCUGGUCCGGACCUCUCUGGACGUGCUCCUGACCACCGCCUCCAUCCUCCACCUCUGCUGCAUCGCACUCGACCGGACACAGACCCAGCCUCUCUCAGGACACAGACCCAGCCUCUCUCAGGACACAGACCCAGCCUCUCUCAGGACACAGACCCAGCCUCUCUCAGGACACAGACCCAGCCUCUCUCAGGACACAGACCCAGCCUCUCUCAGGACACAGACCCAGCCUCUCUCAGGACACAGACCCAGCCUCUCUCAGGACACAGACCCAGCCUCUCUCAGGACACAGACCCAGCCUCUCUCAGGACACAGACCCAGCCUCUCUCAGGACACAGACCCAGCCUCUCUCAGGACACAGACCCAGCCUCUCUCAGGACACAGACCCAGCCUCUCUCAGGACACAGACCCAGCCUCUCUCAGGACACAGACCCAGCCUCUCUCAGGACACAGACCCAGCCUCUCUCAGGACACAGACCCAGCCUCUCUCACAGACCCAGCCUCUCUCAGGACACAGACCCAGCCUCUCUCAGGACACAGACCCAGCCUCUCUCAGGACACAGACCCAGCCUCUCUCAGGACACAGACCCAGCCUCUCUCAGGACACAGACCCAGCCUCUCUCAGGACACAGACCCAGCCUCUCUCAGGACACAGACCCAGCCUCUCUCAGGACACAGACCCCAGCCUCUCUCACAGACCCAGCCUCUCUCAGGACACAGACCCAGCCUCUCUCAGGACACAGACCCAGCCUCUCUCAGGACACAGACCCCAGCCUCUCUCACAGACCCAGCCUCUCUCAGGACACAGACCCAGCCUCUCUCAGGACACAGACCCAGCCUCUCUCAGGACACAGACCCAGCCUCUCUCAGGACACAGACCCCAGCCUCUCUCAGGACACAGACCCAGCCUCUCUCAGGACACAGACCCAGCCUCUCUCACAGACCCAGCCUCUCUCAGGACACAGACCCAGCCUCUCUCACAGACCCCAGCCUCUCUCAGGACACAGACCCAGCCUCUCUCAGGACACAGACCCAGCCUCUCUCAGGACACAGACCCAGCCUCUCUCAGGACACAGACCCAGCCUCUCUCAGGACACAGACCCAGCCUCUCUCAGGACACAGACCCAGCCUCUCUCACAGACCCAGCCUCUCUCAGGACACAGACCCAGCCUCUCUCAGGACACAGACCCAGCCUCUCUCAGGACACAGACCCAGCCUCUCUCAGGACACAGACCCAGCCUCUCUCAGGACACAGACCCAGCCUCUCUCAGGACACAGACCCAGCCUCUCUCAGGACACAGACCCAGCCUCUCUCAGGACACAGACCCAGCCUCUCUCAGGACACAGACCCAGCCUCUCUCAGGACACAGACCCAGCCUCUCUCAGGACACAGACCCAGCCUCUCUCAGGACACAGACCCAGCCUCUCUCAGGACACAGACCCAGCCUCUCUCACAGACCCAGCCUCUCUCAGGACACAGACCCAGCCUCUCUCAGGACACAGACCCAGCCUCUCUCAGGACACAGACCCAGCCUCUCUCAGGGCACAGACCCAGCCUCUCUCAGGACACAGACCCAGCCUCUCUCAGGACACAGACCCAGCCUCUCUCAGGACACAGACCCAGCCUCUCUCAGGACACAGACCCAGCCUCUCUCAGGACACAGACCCAGCCUCUCUCAGGACACAGACCCAGCCUCUCUCAGGACACAGACCCAGCCUCUCUCAGGACACAGACCCAGCCUCUCUCAGGACACAGACCCAGCCUCUCUCAGGACAAGUCUGA
Molecule: messenger RNA, 1917 nt
Organism: Knipowitschia caucasica
Lineage: Eukaryota; Metazoa; Chordata; Actinopteri; Gobiiformes; Gobiidae
Source: the annotation of a GenBank genome assembly